AGGUGACCUACUGCUAUAUCCACUAACACGCAUUAAUCUCAAAAUAUGAUUGAACAAAUAUGUUCAGUUGCAUACACUUAGAGGCCUUACUGACUCAGCCUAGGGGAGCAGACAGUGCCUCCUGGAUGCAGCACUUUGAUGAUGAUGACGAUGACGACGACGAUGACGAUGAUGAUGAUGAUGAUGAUGUUAAAAUCACAAUGCCAGCAACUGACAUCAUGGGGAGUUACAACGUACAAGGCACUCUUGUUUCCUGUACCCUAAUAAGAUGCAUCCUAUGUUAAGAGUUUGGAGAUUGGAUUGCUGCAGAGUUUCACCCUCUCACACAUUGCUUGCCUUGGAAUGUGAGUGUAAUCACAAUGGAAACAUCUAUGAGAUGAGAGCCUAUUAAAUGAAUCCACAGACUAUAUAUCUUCAGCAUCUUAUAAGCUAGAAGAAUCUUAGCUUUUUUUUUUCUUCAAGUCUAUGCUUAUCGAUGGCAAUCCUCAGAGAUGUUUUGUAAGUCCACAUGGGCACAGAAAUGUCAAGGCUUCCUUUCAAAGAAAAAUAACAUUUCUGAGAGUUCUGAAUUAUGCAAAGAGGUAAGUCAUUCAGGGAUACUUUCUGACAUGUAGAGGCAACCAGACACAAAUAGAUGAAAUAACGGUCUUCCCAAAGUGAGCAUUUGCCCUGUACAGAUGAUCAUUCUUUGAUUCUAGACUCGGACACGUAGCAGCACUUACUAGUUCAUAUAAUAAUGUACCUGUUCUUUGGAGGAACUCAAGAGGAUAUGUACAUUGGCCUAAAUAAAGGAGGCCAGCAGUAAGUUCCAUUUGCAAGGCAAACCUUCGGAGAGAAGAUGCUUGUAUCAGUCCUGUAGUGAAUGAGGAUCUCAUUUACAUGACCAAUCUCUUACACAGAAAUAAAUCACUGCGUGACUGUGCUCUGGGUAUAAUGGUAUUGAGCCUGGCCUCCUUUUAUCUUAUAAUCAGUUAAAAUAGGAACUAUAUUGGUCAUUUGCAGAAUUCUUUUAUAUACAAACGAAAAAUCAUGGUGGAAAUGUAUUCAGUGCUCUAAAUUGAU
Pan troglodytes (chimpanzee) is the source of this 1062-nucleotide messenger RNA. RefSeq lists its product as uncharacterized. The coding region runs from base 60 to 284 and encodes 74 amino acids. Lineage: Eukaryota; Metazoa; Chordata; Mammalia; Primates; Hominidae. The record is from RefSeq and is a predicted model, not a curated record. The transcript is spliced from 3 exons.